CUACUCGGACGGAGUUGGCGCGGCGUGCGGCAGUAUUCAUCUAGCAAAGAGAACCAACAGAACAAUCUGCACACCACCGCCGUACUUAGCAUCAAUCACAAAGCUGUCCCGCCCCUCCGUAUGCCUCCGCCGACAGCUGGCGGCAUCAAUGAGCCUCAAGAGUGUCCGUACUGCCGCAGGACAUUCUCUUGUUACUAUUCCUUGAAACGACACUUCCAAGACAAGCACGAGCAGUCUGAUACUUUGUACGUGUGCGAGUUCUGCCACCGAAGGUACAGAACCAAGAACUCGCUGACCACGCACAAGAGCCUGCAGCACCGCGGCUCCAGCGGGAUGCUGAAGCGGUUGCUGAAGACGUCGGCGCUGCACAGCGCGCUGGCGCCCUCCCCGCACCACCUGUUCGACCUGGGCGCCAGCGACCACGGACCGCAGCUGCCGCCCGGCCUUCAAUGACCUCAGACCAUGGCUUAAUUCGGUGGUAAAACUCCCUAUUCCAAAUAGACUUGGCCACGAGGACCAGGCGUAUUUGAAAUAUGGCCAAAUCGACACGGACAUGAAAGGGAUAGCAUGACACAAUGUGCAAUAUAAUGGACAAUGCCAAAACAAUGCUGGACUUUGCCGCAUUUUAAUGGUUAAUCGUAUUAUAAUUAGUAAAAUAUUGACGUUAGUUUUAAAAAUUACAUGCAGUAUUGUCGCGUGCGGCCCCUAGCGGCCGCCCAGCGCCUAGUGUACGCUUCGAGGGUCGGACUUCGCUUUGUGACUAACAGUACGCAAGUUACUGACAUUUUCUAGUGAAAAUGUUCCAACGGUGUUCAAUAUGACAAUGUAAUCCAGAGCAAUACUAAAGUAUUAAUAUUUCUAGUACUGCCAAAGUAAUGCCAACUGUAUUCUAAAGAGAAGAUGCAAUUUUUUAAAAUCACUUUUCGAUAAUUAUCUAGUGUCAAAUUAGAUUCGAUAACUGUACAAAAUGGAACGUACAAAUUUUAAACAGUAAAUUUAAAGUGGAAAGAAAAUAUUUUUUAAAGUAACUUUUUUCGGAACGCCAAAUUUAAAUGAAAAAAAAAAUACAGAUUAUUUAGGAGUUAAUUACAAAAAAAAAAAUUAGAGAAUAAAAAAUAAAUGUUAAUGUUGAGUAAAAAUCUAAAGACUUCCUAGAAUCUGAUUUCGAAAGUACAAAAUUACGUCUAAUUGAACGAUAUAAUAAUAAAUCUAUUGUAUGUGCGUAUGGCUUCAGUAAAUAAUAGUCAUCAAUGUAUAAGUAGCCGUGCCUUCGUUCGUCUGAUGCCAUAAGUUGGAUGGUGUUCGGAGACUCGCUCAAGAACGAACGACGCGACGCGGAGGCGGUGAACGAGGAACGAGGAACGGUGCCGGUGGACCGGCGAACGGUGAGCGAUAACGUGCGAUGGGGCCUCCAGGGCCCUAGAAUACAGGGUUAUGAGUGAGUAAAGUGACGUAGAAGUAGAGAUGCGCCACAUGAGCCUGUGCGAGGUCUUCGGAUAGGGAUUCGACGAUCGUAUACGUGUGCAUGAUUUGAAAUCAUGAAGUAAAAUUUAAUCAUUUCUUCUGUAUAAAAUUAUGUAGACUUUAGGUAAUAAUUGAUAGAAUUAUAUUUAACCUGUAUCCAUUUUCGGAUUUCUCUCUA
Achroia grisella is the source of this 1642-nucleotide messenger RNA. RefSeq names its product histone-lysine N-methyltransferase PRDM16-like. The record is from RefSeq and is a predicted model, not a curated record. The transcript has 2 exons. Lineage: Eukaryota; Metazoa; Arthropoda; Insecta; Lepidoptera; Pyralidae. The annotation marks the transcript as partial.